AUGUUCGACUACACCAACUUCGAUCACGUCUUUGGGGCGGAGCAGUUCCCUUACGAUCGCAAGUCCGUUCAGGAAAUCGACACCUACCGCAAGAGCCUCGAUGGCGCCCUCUUCAUCGACCGGGUCCUGAAAGCCUUGGGUCUCACCAAGUCCAAGACAUACCCUCCCAAAACCGAGAAUGCUCUGCGCACACUACACCAGCAACUAUGCGAAGCCACUAUGUCAACGCACCACCGACUCUCGAUCUUCUACUACAUCCUGCUCGACUUUGACACGAGCCAGACUAGAUCCCAGGCAUCGUCAAAGUUCGCCGUCACGUCCGGUGUUCCCAAGAACUAUCAGAUCUUCAUGAAGGGUCUUUGGCUUCUGGAUCAUCAACAAUUCGAGAAAGCACUCGAGUAUAUUGCGCACCCUUCCCUAACUACCGACUUUGCCGAUGAGAUCAUGACAGCGCUUGUGCGCAAUGCUCCCGACGGCGACUACACCCUGCCUCUCUCAUACUUCCACACUGUCCAGCCAAUUCUCAAGACAUCCGAGGCUCUCGAGCUUCUCUUCGACGCCAUGUCAAGAACUAGCGUCACCGAAGCCCUCUACUUUUCCAGAACCCACGCCGAUGCUGUCAGGGCACAGCUGUUCCGCCAGCUUGUCUCCAACGUGAUUGGCGCUCCUGCGAACGAAGAGACAGCCGCAAGGUCAACUGAGCUUAUUGGGUUGCCCUUUGAUGCGGCAGAGGAGGCCUGGUUCGAGGACUUCCUUUCUCGCGAAGAUGGAAAGAAGCUGAAGAGAGCGCGAGACACACUCCUCGUGAGAAAGCUGGUGACGGGUAGGCUAAGUGAAGCUGUGCAGGACAAGAAUCAUGGAGGUGGCUGGGGAGUGGUACUAGAAGGUGUUAAGAGCGGCCUAGGAGGCCGAGCAGAGUGA
Molecule: messenger RNA, 921 nt
Organism: Colletotrichum costaricense
Lineage: Eukaryota; Fungi; Ascomycota; Sordariomycetes; Glomerellales; Glomerellaceae
Exons: 3
Coding region: 1-921 (306 amino acids)
Source: RefSeq, a predicted model, not a curated record